GUCUGCGGCGGGGGCCCCCUCCGGCCGGGCUGUGCGCGGGGCCCGGAGCGGCGCCGCGGCCGCCCGCGCGGGGGCUCCCCAUGGUGCAGCGGAGGUCGGGAUGUCGAAGACGCUGAAGAAGAAGAAGCACUGGCUCAGCAAGGUGCAGGAGUGCGCCGUGUCCUGGGCCGGGCCCCCGGGCGACCUGGGCGCCGAGAUCCGCGGCGGCGCCGAGCGCGGCGAGUUCCCCUACCUGGGGCGGCUCCGCGACGAGCCCGGCGGCGGCGGCGGCACCUGCUGCGUGGUCUCGGGCAAGGCGCCCGCGCCCGGCGACGUGCUGCUGGAGGUGAACGGGACUCCGGUCAGCGGGCUCACCCACCGGGACACGCUGGCUGUCAUCCGCCACUUCCGCGAGCCCAUCCGUCUGAAGACCGUGAAGCCAGGCAAAGUCAUUAAUAAAGAUUUGAGGCACUACCUGAGUCUUCAGUUUCAGAAAGGAUCAAUUGACCACAAACUACAGCAAGUCAUCAGAGAUAAUCUGUACUUGAGAACCAUCCCAUGCACUACAAGGGCUCCCAGGGAUGGGGAAGUUCCAGGGGUGGACUAUAAUUUCAUUUCUGUUGAACAGUUCAAAGCACUGGAAGAAAGCGGAGCAUUGUUAGAAAGUGGAACGUAUGAUGGAAAUUUCUAUGGCACUCCCAAGCCUCCAGCAGAGCCUAGUCCUUUCCAGCCAGAUCCGGUUGAUCAGGUCCUCUUUGACAAUGAGUUUGACACAGAAUCCCAAAGAAAACGAACUACGUCUGUCAGCAAGAUGGAAAGGAUGGACAGCUCUCUCCCUGAAGAAGAAGAAGAUGAGGACAAAGAAGCUGUUAAUGGCAGUGGAAGCAUUGAAACCAGAGAAAUCCACUCUGAGUCAUCUGACUGCUGGAUGAAGACAGUUCCAAGUUAUAACCAAACAAAUAGCUCCAUGGACUUUAGAAAUUAUAUGGUGAGGGACGAGAAUCUGGAACCACUGCCCAAAAAUUGGGAAAUGGCCUACACUGACACAGGAGUGAUCUACUUCAUUGAUCAUAACACCAAGACAACCACCUGGUUGGAUCCUCGCCUCUGCAAGAAAGCCAAAGCCCCUGAAGACUGUGAAGAUGGAGAGCUUCCUUAUGGCUGGGAGAAAAUAGAGGAUCCUCAGUAUGGAACAUACUAUGUUGAUCACCUCAACCAGAAAACUCAGUUUGAAAACCCAGUGGAGGAAGCCAAAAGGAAAAAACAGAUAGGACAGGCUGAAAUUCACUCUGCAAAAACAGAUGUGGAAAGAUCACACUUCACUCGGGACCCGUCCCAACUUAAAGGUGUCCUUGUGCGAGCAUCACUGAAAAAAAGCACAAUGGGAUUUGGUUUUACCAUUAUUGGUGGAGAUAGGCCUGACGAAUUCCUACAAGUGAAAAAUGUGCUCAAAGAUGGCCCUGCAGCUCAGGAUGGGAAAAUUGCACCAGGUGAUGUUAUUGUAGACAUCAAUGGCAACUGUGUCCUUGGUCACACCCAUGCAGAUGUUGUCCAGAUGUUUCAGUUGGUACCAAUCAACCAGUAUGUCAACCUUACUUUAUGCCGUGGUUAUCCACUUCCCGAUGACAGUGAAGAUCCUGUUGUGGACAUUGUUGCUGCUACCCCUGUCAUCAAUGGACAAUCAUUAACAAAGGGAGAAACAUGCAUGAAUACUCAGGAUUUUAAACCAGGAGCAAUGGCUUUGGAUCAGAAUGGAAAAUCAGGACAAAUCUUGGCCAGUGACCGUCUCAAUGGUCCAUCAGAUUUAAGUGAACAGAGAGCAUCCCUGGCAUCAUCGGGCAGCUCCCAGCCCGAACUAGUGACUAUCCCUCUGAUUAAGGGCCCCAAAGGCUUUGGGUUUGCAAUUGCUGAUAGCCCAACUGGACAGAAGGUGAAAAUGAUAUUGGAUAGCCAGUGGUGUCAAGGACUUCAAAAAGGAGAUAUCAUCAAAGAAAUUUACCAUCAGAAUGUGCAGAAUUUAACACAUCUCCAAGUCGUAGAAGUUCUAAAGCAGUUCCCAGUAGGUGCGGAUGUCCCCUUGCUUAUCUUAAGAGGAGGUCCUCGUUCACCAACUAAAACUGCCAAAAUGAAAACAGAUGCAAAGGAAAAUUCAGGAAGUUUGGAGACCAUAAAUGAGCCUAUUCCCCAGCCUAUGCCUUUUCCGCCCAGCAUUAUCAGGUCAGGGUCCCCGAAACUGGAUCCUUCUGAGGUCUACCUGAAAUCUAAGACUUUAUAUGAAGAUAAACCACCGAACACCAAAGAUCUGGAUGUUUUUCUUCGGAAACAAGAAUCAGGGUUUGGCUUCAGGGUGCUGGGAGGAGAUGGACCUGACCAGUCUAUAUAUAUUGGGGCCAUCAUUCCCCUGGGAGCAGCUGAAAAGGAUGGUCGGCUCCGUGCUGCCGACGAAUUGAUGUGCAUUGAUGGGAUUCCUGUUAAAGGAAAAUCGCACAAGCAAGUGUUGGACUUGAUGACCACCGCUGCUCGCAAUGGCCAUGUGUUACUAACCGUCAGGAGGAAGAUCUUCUGCGGAGACAAACAACCUGAGGAUGACAGCCCUCAAGCCUUCACACAGAAUGGAUCCCCUCGCCUGAACCGGUCGGAGCUCCCAGCCAGGCCUGCCCCGCAGGAGGCCUACAAUGUUGUCUUACAGAGAAAGGAAAAUGAAGGGUUUGGUUUUGUCAUCCUCACCUCCAAAAGCAAGCCACCUCCAGGAGUUAUUCCUCAUAAGAUUGGCCGCGUCAUAGAUGGAAGCCCAGCUGAUCGUUGUGGAAAGCUGAAAGUGGGAGAUCACAUCUCUGCGGUGAAUGGACAGUCCAUUGUUGACCUCUCUCAUGAUAGUAUUGUUCAGCUAAUCAAAGAUGCUGGAGUCACCGUCACACUGACAGUCGUUGCUGAAGAAGAGCAUCAUGGUCCACCAUCAGGAACAAACUCAGCCAGGCAAAGCCCAGCACUGCAGCACAGGCCCACGGGACAGGCACAAGCCAACCACAUACCUGGGGACAGAAUUGCCCUAGAAGGUGAAAUUGGGAAAGAUGUCUGCAGUUCUUACAGACAUUCCUGGUCUGACCAUAAGCACCUCGCACAGCCUGACACUGCAGUGAUUUCAAUUGUGGGCGGUCGGCACAAUCAGAGCCUGGGGUGUUACCCGGUAGAGCUGGAGCGAGGCCCCCGCGGCUUCGGGUUCAGCCUCCGAGGAGGGAAGGAGUACAACAUGGGGCUGUUCAUCCUUCGUCUUGCCGAGGAUGGCCCGGCCAUCAAAGACGGCAGGAUUCACGUUGGUGACCAGAUCGUGGAAAUCAAUGGAGAACCUACACAAGGCAUCACACAUACACGAGCAAUUGAGCUCAUUCAAGCUGGUGGAAAUAAAGUCCUACUCCUUUUGAGGCCAGGAACUGGCUUGAUACCUGACCAUGGUGGUUGGGAUAUCAAUAGUCCUUCAUCUUCCAAUGUCAUUUAUGAUGAGCAGCCACCGCCUCUCCCAUCUUCACAUUCUGCUUCCACAUUUGAAGAGUGUCAUGUGCCAGUAACUGAAGGCUCUCUGAUUAGAGUGCAGCUAUGUGAGAAGGCAGAAGAACUGAAGGACACUGGACAAGAAAAGAAAAGCACUUUAACUGGAAGCCAGCCUGAGGUGAAGUAUCAGUCUGUUCUCCAGAAAAAUGUGAGCAAGAAGGGUCCACCCAGCAGCUAUGGGCGUGGGGAGAAGAAUCUCCUAAAAGGAGAAAACGGUGUUGCACGAAGAGGUAGGUCUGCCAGUCCCAAAGAGUCAGCCAGUCGGCAUUCGGAGGAACAUGUGGAAAAGAUUUCCAGGCCCCUAAAAAGUGACCCCAAAGGAAAAUCUAGAGAGCGGUCACUCAGCCCUAAGAAAGGAGGGAAUAGAGGUCAGCUUGCCAUUGAGGCGGGCUCUGGACAAGAUCCCUGCAGAAAAGGCAGAGGACGCUCUUCCAGCCCCAGGAAGCAGCAGAAGAUGGCAGGCAACAGCCUGUCAAACACUGAAAGCAAAUUAUCAGAGGUUGGGAGCCGAAGAGCUGUCGGCCAUUGUAAUGACAGCACUGAGCAGCUGCCAGAUGGGAAAGAAAAGUCAGGGGUCAUCAGAAAAAAUCUGAAGCAGAGUCAGCUGGGAAAAAACAGAACAAGGUCUCCAGAGAAAAAGGGCAAUAAAACUGAUGAAAUGUCUCUUGCAUCCAAAAAGACCAGCAACACUGCUAGUACGGUAGUGUCUGAAAAGGAAAAAGGAAAGAUGGCAACCACAGGAGAAACAAGUAGAGACAAGACAGGAGAAAACGUCCAGAUCUCAGCAAAGACACUCAAGCAGGAGCCUGAAGAGAAGGUAGCGUUGAGUAAAGCAGAAGAUCACAAAGGGAAAGAACCUGAGGCCGCUGACAGAGUCAAGGAGCGCGCAGGGACCACACCCGAAAGUACCUCUCCAGUCAAGAAAGCACCCAUCACUCCAGGACCCUGGAGGGUGCCACGUGCAAAUAAAGUCGCAGGCACUACUGGCACGGCUGACAAACAGCUGUGACCUUUCGUUUAAAACAAAGAAAAAUUAAGUUGUAAUCUUUUUCUAAAACACAGCAUUCUUUUAAAGGGGAGGGGUAUGUUUUUCCCCCAGAAAUUCUUCAAUACCUAAUUGGAGCAUCAGGGUAGCCAGGCUGCAUGAAGGGUUUCUGGGAUUGCUAAGACCCACCUGGCCCUGGCCUGCUGCCCUUCCUUAUGCUCAGGCCACUCACUCAGCAAUGACAUGAUCCUAGCAGUGUGGUCAUUCAAGUUAUCCACUGCAUCAGGUCUGUUUUAUCUUCCCAUUUUGAUAGCUCCAGUCACAAAACAGUUUGGUUUGGCUUGAAAAUGUUCUCAAUAGCAUGCUGCAUGUGUCCAGAGAGAAAUAUUUGAGUCCUUGCAGAGGAAGAAAUCGUUAGCUCAUCAUUAAAGUUGGCACUUGCCUCUUCUCACACAGCCUUCUGUCCGUCCUAGUUCACAAAAAUAUUACAGGAAAGGUCAAAUACUAUGGAUGCUUUUUCAUGGCUAAGUAAGGUGUUUCAAGUGACUGUUAAAGGUAUUCCUUACAACUGAAUGCUCAAAAUGGGAAAGUCCUCUAAGCAGCAGAAUUAACAACCUCCUGCCCUGUUAGCCAGCUCUCACAUAGUGACAGCGUCUCCGAUCACCUCUGGUUGUGAGGGGAGUACAGGAGCAUGUAGAAGCACUGCUUGUUUCUCUUUAAAGAAAAACUACUCCAUCUGGAUAUUUUAGUUAUUAAUCAUUAGUCUUUAAAGAGCCAGAGUCCUGUAUAGGUUUUUGUGAGGGACUUAAUCAUGAACAGUUCCACAGCACUGCCAGAGAAAGCACCAGCUCCUGCAGGUAAAGGACACAUCCAGGAGCAGAUGCAUGAGUGCUGGGAUUUAGAAGCAGAGCCUGCCUUGGGCUUCCCCAGCAAGUCAGGACUAAUGUGGUAUAGACUGUGUGUUGGAACUUAAUUUUUCAGUUUUUAAAGUCUAAUAAAAAUGUUUGCUGAAAGUGGGAGACAAUUUUUAAACUCAUACAAUAGAGCAGGACAUUAGUUAGUUCCCUGAAACAGCAUUCAGAAACAUCUAUAAAUACAGACAUUUCUCAGACCAAAACUAUCUACUUAUAAAGUAUUUGAACACAUUCUGUUACCCUGUGAGUCUGACAAAUUCCACUGUGACAACUGUACCAGCCCCUGUAUAUAACACAUGCUUCCAUCCAGAACUCUAUUUAACCCAUCUCUUAUAAUUACUUGAAUAGAGCAAAUUAGGAAACUUGAUAAAUGCUAAGUAUUUAGUACCACAGAAAUGAUUUAUUUUCCCUAUAGUCCACAAUUAGUGACACAAAUCCUAUUUUUCCUGUUAACUGUGACAUGACUUUGAUGCCCUGUGUUGUCAAUAUGAUGUUGCUCUCCCUGAGUGCCCUGUCACUGUACUGACAGCAGUGUGGCCUUGGGGUGCGGAACAGCUGCGGAUGUGCGGGAUGCGAGUGUUUAUAUAUGUACAGCACCUUUAUAUAGACACCUGAGGUUCUGAUUAGAGAGAUCUGUAAAUCGCUCGUUAUUUUUUAUAUAGAUAUUAAAAAAGAAAGAAAAGUUUA
Messenger RNA from Meriones unguiculatus (Mongolian gerbil), 6114 nucleotides. It is a transcript of the gene Magi3, whose product is annotated as membrane associated guanylate kinase, WW and PDZ domain containing 3. NCBI's taxonomy places the organism in Eukaryota, Metazoa, Chordata, Mammalia, Rodentia, Muridae. The transcript is spliced from 21 exons. Gene Ontology annotation, molecular function: protein binding. The record is from RefSeq and is a predicted model, not a curated record. Gene Ontology annotation, cellular component: cytoplasm. Gene Ontology annotation, biological process: signal transduction. The coding region runs from base 101 to 4537 and encodes 1478 amino acids.